Messenger RNA from Dendroctonus ponderosae (mountain pine beetle), 2638 nucleotides. RefSeq names its product ubiquitin thioesterase OTU1. Gene Ontology annotation, biological process: protein deubiquitination; endoplasmic reticulum unfolded protein response. The transcript is spliced from 3 exons. The record is from RefSeq and is a predicted model, not a curated record. Gene Ontology annotation, molecular function: cysteine-type deubiquitinase activity; protein binding. The coding region runs from base 159 to 1100 and encodes 313 amino acids. Gene Ontology annotation, cellular component: cytosol; nucleus. NCBI's taxonomy places the organism in Eukaryota, Metazoa, Arthropoda, Insecta, Coleoptera, Curculionidae.
AAGACAAGUACUUGUCUCUGUCGUUAUGACAUUAUAUCACGCCAAGGUUAAACUUUUAUUGUUCUUUUUAUAUUUACUUUUUUACAUUAAAAAAACUGUAAACACUAGCUAAACGUAUUCAAUAAUUACCGAAGAAAGUGUGAAAGCACUAAAAGAAAAUGCCGAAUUUACUUUUGAAAGUGAAAACUAAAAAUGGACAUCAAGUCCUGGAUAAACUUACGGAAAAGAACACAAUUAAAGACUUAAAAGAAUUGUUAUCCUCCGUUUCAGAUAUUCCUGUAAAUCGCCUUCAGGUUUUAUCCGGAUUUCCACCAAAAAGUCUGGACAUUAGUAAAGACGACUUACACUUAGAUAAUAGUGGAUUAACAACUGGAGAUACUUUAAUAUUGCAAGAGGCAGCUGCCAACGUGGAGCAAAAGACUGAAGCUAAAGUAGAGCCGAAACAAGUUGAAACUGCAUCCAAUACAAAGGAGAAAUUCAUUGCUCCAACUGGCAUUUUAAUGAAAGAAGUAGUACCUGCUGAUAAUUCCUGUUUAUUCAGUAGUAUUCAUUUUGUAUUGAAUGGGAAGGUCGACAAUUCGGGAGAAUCAGCUAUUUACUUGAGACGGCUAGUAGCAGAAACAAUUCGCAACGAUAAGCAAAGCUUUGAUGAGGCUAUAUUAGGCAAACCCAUUGAAGAAUACUGUACAUGGAUACAGCAUGAAACAUCUUGGGGUGGCGCAAUUGAAAUUGCCAUUUUAAGUAACUUUUAUGGCAUUGAGAUUGCUGUUGUGGACACUGUUAAUGCUAUUAUCAAUAGGUUUGGAGAAGACCAAAACUAUGCAGUAAGAGUUUUCCUUUUAUUUGAUGGAAUCCACUACGAUCCUCUAUACUUGGAACCAUUUAACGGUGACAAAAUUCAGACGAUGUUUGAAUCUGCAGAUGAGCAAAUUCUACGUGAAGCGGAAGCAUUGGCCCAUGAAGCAAAGUCGAGUAGACAGUUUACAGACGUAAACAAAUUUACCCUAAAAUGUAUGGUAUGCAACAUACUUCUGAAAGGGCAAACGGAGGCUCAAUCUCAUGCGAAAUCAACGGGGCAUACCAAUUUUGGCGAAGUAUAAAGAACAGCACACCGUAAUAGGAAUUCUGUAAAUGUUUUUGAUUAUAUUAUUUUGAUAAAAUAGUUUUUUUCGAGAAAUUGCAAAUAAUCUUUAUUAUUAUUAGAAAUUAUUUUUUGAUUUUUAUAUAAUGUGUACCAUAUCACUUUUAAGCCGGUAUGUUUAGUCGAUCUUCGGAACUUUGCCGGAUGUUGUUUUGCGGAUAGCUGAGCGUGCCGUCGUCGACGCGAAAGCAACGGGUUUUGAUGCAAAGCUGUUCUUCGUCAGGUGGAAUCGCCGACGAUUCUCCCAUAGAGUGAGCAUGUGCAAUAUCGCUAUUCUGGUGGCACCCGCCGCGCGCUUUUGCGGUGAUUUAUUAAUUAACCGAUAAAAGUUCGGCACUGCUUGCUGUCUAGUUAGCUCGUAAAGUCGGUUUAAAAAUCGGCGCUGGAACGUCGUCAAAGGUAGAAAAGAUCAUCGCUUUCCACUACGGCUAGUCGCCUCAAAGGAUAGGAUAUUUUAUAAAUAAAUCCCAAAAUAUAGUUUUUGUCUAAGAAAAGACAUAUUAUCAGUGAAAACUGUUAUUAACAUUGAUAAACUCUACCAGUAGAUUCCCAAACCUCUUUUCUAAACAUUAAAGAAACGUAAUGCAGUAAUAACUUUGUUUAUUAUUAUUAUUAUUAUUUCAACAACACAUCAUACAUACAUGCUUGAAUUUUUUUCACCAAGUCGGGACUGACAAUAAAAUUCAUUUUGCACAAUUUCCUUUGAGAAACGCAAGUAUUUUCUGAAAUCGGCUUCAGUAAAUUUCUCUAAGGUACUUUCCAUAUCUCGAAUAUACCUGAAAAUAAUACAAUUAUUAUUUGCAAUUGCAUAUCAUGCUUGUUGAUGUUUUCUUUACGUACCUUUGUGUUAUGUUCAAAUCGAAUUCCAAGUCUAAAUUAUCCCGUACAUUACAUAGCGAGCGAUAUCUAUAUAUUUAAAACAAAAAUAGCAUAAAAACACGAGAAGUUGAGAAUUUUCGCUCACAAAUUAGCUUUGACGAUUGUUCGGAGAUGCCUAAACCCAUCUACAAAUUACCAGCGCAUCGCCCAAUAACAUUAAAAGGCGUGUGCGUUAGAUACCCAACUGAUCGGCUGUGCGACCAAAAUUGCCUCCAGCGAAUGUCGGGUCUCGACUAAACAUACCGGCCUUACAUUUUGUACACAAUUAUUGAGGUAAAACUUUUUUCAGAUUUGUUCAAGUUAUUGUCAUAAAUUAUAUGGGAAGUAUUGCAAAUUAUGUCUUACUCGUAAUGAAGCAUUUAGGCAUUACCUAAUCUUUUGUUUGGUAAAAUACUCUGGAGUUUUCAAGCAAAAAAAAUAUUUUCAGGUCAAGCACGAUAUUUAAGAAAAUGUUAAAUGGAAAUUGAUGAUCAUUUGCAUAAUAUACAUUUUUGUAUUAUUGAAUUGUAAUAGUUUAACAUUUUAUCAUAUUUAAUAUAAUGACAUGUUUUGUUUUGUAAUGUGCGUUUUUACAACAUUUACAAAAGUAAUCAGUGAAUAAACUAUUUUCAAACUUUA